UUGGUCCCCUGGAUUUCGCAGACUUGUAUUCAUCAGGUUUUCUUCUCUUACAGUCGUUCCAUAUUAUUGACCAAUAAUCUCAGAUGUAGAAGUUCCAAACAAUGUUAAGGACGUGUGCUUCUCUCAGACACAUGGAUUAAAAACAUUAAAACUUGUUUUUAAAUCGAUGUAUAGUUUGGUCAAAUUAAGAGGAGGCAGCCAACGUGUUUGCAAAGCCGUAGACAUGUCGAUUUAGUUUAUUUGUUAUAAACUGGGUGGUGAAGACAAGUAGGGUAUUCUACAAUAACUAUGGCCUCAGACCGGAGGAGGGACAGCCCGCAGUGCCGAGCCCAGCUGGACGAGAUCUUUUUCCGCCGACAUGACUACAUCCAGGCUGGCAGCCCGGAGCACAAAGAGUUCUGGUCUUUCUUUGACCGCUUCCAAAGGUUUAAAACAAAGAAGGAUGUGUCUGGGUCAGGACCAAAAGGGGACAGAGAAGACGGGAGAACGAAGGUAGACCUGGGUCUUCCGGCAGAGUAUGAUGCUCGGUACCGCAUUAAUGUUUCUGUGUGCACCAGGGAUGUGGAGGAGCGUCUGGGGAAGUCCGAGCACCGAGGCCGGCAGAGAUCCUCAGGUCCAGGCAGUCAGGAGGUCUCAGACUGCCGCUUGGCUCUGCUGCAUUUCCUGGACUUCAGCCAGAGACAGAGUUUUGGAAAGCUGGCCAAGCUUCGGAGGGAUCAGAAGAACCUGCCCAUCUUCCAGUACCGGGACAGGAUAGUGGAGCUGGUUCUUCACCCUGUGGUGGUGGUGGCUGGGGACACAGGCUGUGGGAAAUCCACCCAAGUACCCCAGUAUCUACUCUCAGCUGGCUUCAACCACAUAGCCUGCACCCAGCCUCGGCGUAUCGCCUGUAUAUCCCUGGCCAAGAGGGUCAGCUUUGAGAGUCUCAACCUGUACGGCUCAAAGGUGGGGUACCAGAUCCGCUUUGAGACCACCCGGACCCCGGCCACCAAACUGCUGUUCCUGACUGAGGGGCUGCUGCUCCGACAGAUCCAGCAGGACAGGACGCUGUCUCAGUACCAGGUGUUGAUUGUAGACGAGGUCCACGAGAGGCACCUCCACUGUGACUUCCUUCUUGGAGUCCUGCGCUCCCUGCUGGCUGACCAUCCAGACAUGCGUCUCAUCCUCAUGUCAGCCACCAUCAACAUCAAACUUUUCUCUGACUAUUUCAAUAGUGCUCCUGUGCUGCAGGUACCAGGCCGGCUGUUUCCUAUACAGGUGAUAUAUCAGCCCAUCCCACCUGAGGAGCAGGCCUCGCGCUCAGAGAAACUAGAUCCCAGACCCUACCUGCGCAUCCUGCAGGGCAUCGAUCAGCGCUACCCUCCAGAGGAGCGUGGCGACCUGCUUCUCUUCCUCAGCGGUGUGGCAGAGAUCUCCACCAUCCAGGAGGCCUGUCAGAUUUAUGCCACACACACACUUCGCUGGAUUGUCUUGCCACUGCACAGCACACUCUCACUGGCCCAGCAGGAUAAGGUGUUUGACAUUUCUCCUCCUGGUGUGAGAAAGUGCAUCAUCUCUACCAAUAUUGCUGAGACUUCAGUUACAAUAGAUGGAGUACGCUUUGUCGUAGACUCAGGGAAGGUAAAGGAGAUGAGUUUUGAUCCUAAGGCCAAGAUGCAACGUCUGCAGGAGUUCUGGAUCAGCCGAGCCAGCUCUGAGCAGAGGAAAGGUCGAGCUGGUCGCACAGGUCCAGGAGUGUGUUACCGCCUGUACGCUGAGUCCGAUUAUGAUGCCUUCGCACCUUAUCCUGUGCCUGAAAUCCACAGAGUUGCUCUGGACUCCCUCAUUCUUCAGAUGAAGAGCAUGUGUCUUGGAGAUCCACUUUCUUUUGUCUUCAUCGAUCCACCGCCUGCUGCUAGUAUCCAGACUGCAGUUACUUAUCUGAAAGAGCAGGGAGCGCUGGACGGUCGGGCUGAACUGACCUCGAUUGGUAGUUUGCUGGCACAGCUGCCUGUAGAUGUGGUCAUAGGAAAGAUGCUGGUGCUGGGCUCUUUGUUUAACCUGGUGGAUCCGGUGUUGACAGUAGCAGCAGCGCUCAGUGUUCAGUCGCCCUUCCUGCGCAGCUCACAGCACAACCCAGACUGUGCAACUGCACGCCAGCCCCUGCACAGCAACCACGGGGACCCCUUUACCCUGCUCAACACCUUCAAUGCCUGGGUGGAGGUGAAGGGAGAGAGAGGUGGUGGCUCAAGAAAGUGGUGCAGGAGGAGAGGCCUGGAGGAGCAGCGUCUAUAUGAGAUGGUCAACCUACGCAGACAGUUCAAGGACUUGCUGAGGAGCCACGGCCUGCUGGAUUCGGUGAGAAACACUGCCUCUGGUGGUGACCGCAGUCAGCGUAGGGAGAGGCUAACGGAGAGGAGGAAGCUGCAUCAGCUGAAGAGAGAUCAUGAGCAUCAGGAGAGCAGCAAACGUAAAGUCCUAAGGCUGGACGAGGGUCAGGACGGAGAGUUCUCCUCAGGAUCAGACACAGAGGGAGCCAGCAGAGGAAAGAAGGACAAGGGGGGGGCAGGACAGAACUUGGACAUACAGGAGGUGAAGUUCAAGUUGCGUCACAAUGUGUCAGAGCUGCAGGAGGCGGCCAGCGUCAGUCAGGACAUGUCCUCCCGUCAGCAGGCUUUGCUCAAGUUGCUCCUCUGCCGCGGCCUCUACCCUCAGCUAGCACUGCCCGAUGAACACAACUCCACCCGCAAGGACUCCGAGCAGGUGUUUCACACAAGGAAUAAGCAGGGAGUGGUGAUCCACCCGACUAGCGUGUUUGCCAGCGACCCAGAGGUGUUACAAGUGCCUGAGGAUGACACAAGAGAAAUUGGGCCCGAUAAGCGAGAGAGCAGCAGACACCAGCUGCUAGCCUUCGUCACUCUGUUGGAGACCAACAAGCCAUAUUUGUCCAACUGUGUGCGGGUUCCAGCACUGCAAGCUCUGCUGCUGGUAGCAAACUCUGUGGACAGUAACGCUGACUGUACGCGGCUGGUGGUGGACGGCUGGCUGGAGCUGGAGCUGAGGGAGGCAGAGGAGGCCCUGAAGGUUCUGUCCACAGCUCUUACCCUCAGGACUGAGUGGGAGCGCCUCCUGUUGGCCCAGCUGGGACAGAGCACGAUGGGGGAAGCAGAAGUUAAGGGAGUGUCCCGCAAAGUCAUGGAGAAGAUGAGUGAAGGCCUGGUCCGCUUCCUGCUCUACACUGAGGUCACUUACAGCCUACGGCGACUCACAGCUUUCCAGACCCAGAACCUGUACAUCGGCCCUCAGUGUCAGUCUGAAUCUGUCAACAAAGCUCCAGAUGUAAACCCGCUGUUUCCAGGAGUUGAGGCCAAGCCAGACCCCAUUAAAGGAGGCCUGCGUGUCGCUGGCUUCUUCAACUACAACUGUUUAGCUGACUCAAAGGAUCUCUACAGUGAGUGUUUACGCACUUUCUGGAGCUGUCCUAACUGUGACCUCUAUAUGCCUCUGACUCCUCUGGAGCGCAUGCAGCACGAGGCCACCUGCAGGCCAGCAGGAGAACAGCAGCAGCCAGAGGAAGAGCCAGAGGGUGGAAAGGCUGGCUCCUCCUCAGUGUCCAGUCUUAACAGAGUUUAUCACUGUGAUGUCUGUAAUGAAGACCUGACCCUCACCUCCACUGAGAUCCUCAAACACAAAAGGCAGCACAUGUAUUCUGCCAAGUAACUGACUUCAGCAUCUAAAGAACAACAAUUACUCACAACUUGUGUCUGUUCUUUCGAGGACAGAUAUGAGUUCAUAGAAUGAAGUUGUUGUUGUUGUUGUUGUUGUUACAUUUGUGUCACCGUUCUUCUACCCAUUUGUACUUGAGAAACUUUAUUAAAGUGCUAUGA
Messenger RNA from Anoplopoma fimbria (sablefish), 3866 nucleotides. RefSeq names its product DEAH (Asp-Glu-Ala-His) box polypeptide 34 (gene dhx34). Lineage: Eukaryota; Metazoa; Chordata; Actinopteri; Perciformes; Anoplopomatidae. Gene Ontology annotation, molecular function: ATP binding; RNA binding. Gene Ontology annotation, biological process: nuclear-transcribed mRNA catabolic process, nonsense-mediated decay. The record is from RefSeq and is a predicted model, not a curated record. Gene Ontology annotation, cellular component: intracellular anatomical structure.